UGCAACGCGACCCUCCAUGACAUCCUGUCUGUCAUUAAAGGUCAUGUACCUGAGGGACACAAGUUUAGCCCAGAUCAGCCAGUGAGGUCUGAGACUGUGGGCUAUGUGAAGAGGCCAAGCCUCAAAGACAAGAUCCAUUGUGUGGCCUUUGUGGUGGACGCCUCUAAAAUCCUGACCUACUCCAAACGCUUCAGCAUCACCUUCCAGAAUCUCCGAGAGCACAUCAGUGACCUGGGUGUCCACCAGGUGGCUCUGCUGACCCACAUAGACAAAAUAUGUCGAGAAACAGCCAAAGAUGUCACUCAGGUUUACAAGAGCCUCAUCAUUCGCAACACGAUGAGCAAAGUUCAGCCUCUUCUCUUAGUAGAAGUGAACCAUCAAACUGUAGAAAAACAUGUUAUGUUUCAUUGA
Molecule: messenger RNA, 411 nt
Organism: Epinephelus moara (kelp grouper)
Lineage: Eukaryota; Metazoa; Chordata; Actinopteri; Perciformes; Serranidae
Product: interferon-induced protein 44-like
Exons: 4
Source: RefSeq, a predicted model, not a curated record